Messenger RNA from Rhineura floridana, 1474 nucleotides. RefSeq names its product eukaryotic translation initiation factor 4E binding protein 1 (gene EIF4EBP1). Gene Ontology annotation, cellular component: cytoplasm. Lineage: Eukaryota; Metazoa; Chordata; Lepidosauria; Squamata; Rhineuridae. Gene Ontology annotation, biological process: negative regulation of translational initiation. The transcript is spliced from 3 exons. The coding region runs from base 147 to 518 and encodes 123 amino acids. Gene Ontology annotation, molecular function: eukaryotic initiation factor 4E binding. The record is from RefSeq and is a predicted model, not a curated record.
AACAAAGGGGGCGGCCUGAGCUCAGCCUUCCAGGCGGCCGCUAUUUGCACCGCCGGAGACGAAGCGGAGCCAGCAGUGACGGCGGGUUACGCGGCUCCCAGCGGAGUAUUUCUUCUCAGAACCUCGCGCCAGUUGCGGCCGUCGCCAUGUCCAUCGCCAGCCUCUGCCGCCCUCACCACCCCGCUCAGGGGCCGACGCUGGGCAGGGAUAUCCCCGGCCCUGCCAAGCGGGUUAUCCUGCCCGAGGGAGUCCCGCUGCCUAUCGGCGACUACAGCACCACGCCCGGCGGCACCGUCUUCGGGACCACGCCGGGCGGUACGCGCAUUAUUUAUGACCGUAAAUUUUUAAUGGAGUGUCGGAAUUCCCCAGUUGCCAAAACGCCACCUUGCCAUCUUCCAGAUAUUCCAGGCGUUACAAGUCCAGCUGUCCAAAUCCUUGGGACCGAGACCAAUCUCAUCCAUGCUGAGGAGGAGAAAUCAGGCGUAGGUGAGGAAGCCCAGUUUGACAUGGAUAUCUAAAAACCUGUCCCCUGAUACAUACUGUUUUUCCAGUGAAGAUGAGAAAUCAGUAAUGCUUCCAAAACAAGUGAGGCUUGUAGAAUAGCCAGCACUUUGCAAAGCUUUCCAAGAUGGAAGGUCCAUUUUUUUUUUUUUUUACUGGGAGGAAGAGGAGAUUUCCUGUUACAAAAGGACUGAAAACGCUUGAUAGGUUCCUCUGUCACUGCCAGUGAGGAGCGUUGGCAUGGAGAGAUGGAAUGCUCUGCGCAACUUCUGGGCCUUCAGUUGUGUCUUUGUUCAUGAAUAUCAAUGCUGUCAAGCAAGGGACUGAAUGCAAGGUCAGAGAUAAAAUCAUGCUGGAUCUAGGGGAUUAAUACAGUGGGGGGUCACUUUAAUUCACAUCUCCUAUGCAAAGUACUCUACUUAUAUCAUCACUCUUCACAAGAGAUGAGAAACUGAUGCUAUGUGUAAAUAAGUUGUUUCUAUAUGUUAAAAAAUCAUCUUUUUGCCUUAAGCUUUUCUGUAGCACUAGCACCAAUCCAGCAUGGGUGGCUUGAUAACUUCUACAAAUAAACUGGGAGAGGAGGCAGCCUGGCUAUAGGAGAGGAAAAAAGCUUGUUCAGUCAGUUUUCCUGUAGCUACUUUCCCUGGUACCAUACAAAUCAAUGGUCUGGUAAAAUUGACUAGAUAAUAUCAGGAGGCUCUGAUCAAUUUCACUCUGAAAGGAGCAUUUCUUUCAAAUAAUAAUAAUAAUUCCUGAAUGUGUUGGAGAAGGCAAGUGCGCAUUCUUCAAAGAAAAGUGGAUUUUCAAAACCUAAGGAGACAUUCUUGAAAGUGUUGCUGUGGGAAAGCGGGUAGCCUUACACUGUCUUUCUUCUUAAUUUUUAAAGGGCUACAUAAAAAAAUUCGUGUAAAUCUGUACACGUCCUUCACUGUUCUUUAAAAUAAAGAAAUAAAAAUUCUUGAAAUUGCUCUGA